AUGAGUGUGGAUCCAGGUUGCCCCCAAAGUUUGCCUUGUUCUGAAGCACCCAACUGUAGGGACUGCUCGCCAGUGCCCUUGACUUAUGGGCCUGAAGAAGAUUGUUCGUCUUUGCCAAUGUCAUCUGCGGAGCUGCUCCACACAGAGACUGUGAGAAAGUGUCAUUUUGCUUAUUCCAACAGCUCUCCUCUUCCUUAUGCCAUGGACCUGCUUACUCAGGACAGUCCUGAUUCUUCUACCAGUCCCAAGGCCAAACCACCAGAUUCGGGUUCUGGAGAGAGCACAGUGAAGAAGGAAGAUACUAAAGCCCAGGUCAAAAAGCAGAAGAUGCGGACUGUGUUCUCCCAGACUCAGCUGUGUGUGCUCAAUGACAGGUUUCAGAAGCAGAAGUACCUCAGCCUCCAGCAGAUGCAUGAACUUUCUGGCAUUCUGAAUCUUACCUACAAACAGGUUAAGACUUGGUUCCAAAACCAGACAAUGAAAUCUAAGAGAUGGCAGAAAAGCAAGUGGCCAAAGAAUGGCAAUGGUGUGACUCAGAAGGGUUCUGUUCCUCCAGACUAUCCAGGCCUCCAUUUGAACUGUAGCCAGGGGUGCAUGGGGAGCACAUCUUCAGACCCUCCCGUGCGGAACAACCAGGGCUGGAACCCAGCUUGGAGCGACCAGGCCUGGAGCAGCCAUUCCUGGAGCACUCAGACCUGGUACAGCCAAGCCUGGAACAGCCAGGCCUGGAACAGUUCAUUCUACAACUAUGGGGAGGAGAGGCAGCCCUACGUGCAGUUCCAGCAAAAUUACCCUGUCAGUGAUUUGGAGACCACCUUGGAAACGGCUGGGGAAAGCCUUAAGUAUUUUGGUACCUCACAAGCCUUGGAUUUAUUCCUCAAUUACUCUGUGAAUAUGCAGCCUGAUGACAUGUGAUGACUGAGUUAUUCAGAUUCAGUCAGCGCUGUGGCUGGAUUCCUUUCUUCCUCUAGGAUUUUUGUUUUAGAGCUGGGGUGGGGGAUAAUCGGAGUCUAAUCAAUAACCUUAACCUGCUACAGACAAGAUGUCUCUGGUUACUGAUAAGUAGUUGUAAUACAGGUUUGGGGUUUUGUGUGUGUGUGUGUGUGUUGUGUGUGUG
Messenger RNA from Castor canadensis (American beaver), 1117 nucleotides. The record is from RefSeq and is a predicted model, not a curated record. NCBI's taxonomy places the organism in Eukaryota, Metazoa, Chordata, Mammalia, Rodentia, Castoridae.